Pomacea canaliculata is the source of this 762-nucleotide messenger RNA. Its product is annotated as dolichol-phosphate mannosyltransferase subunit 3-like. Gene Ontology annotation, biological process: GPI anchor biosynthetic process. The coding region runs from base 287 to 586 and encodes 99 amino acids. Gene Ontology annotation, cellular component: dolichol-phosphate-mannose synthase complex; endoplasmic reticulum membrane. The transcript is spliced from 5 exons. The record is from RefSeq and is a predicted model, not a curated record. NCBI's taxonomy places the organism in Eukaryota, Metazoa, Mollusca, Gastropoda, Architaenioglossa, Ampullariidae.
CGUGUCAAAGCGUCACUAACAACUCGAAAGCGUCAAGUACCAGCAAACGACUUUGUUAGAUAUCGGCAAAAAAAGUUCAUAUCUACCUACAUAUUUUCAAAGUAUUUAAACGUUUUGCCUUCAUAUUAAUUUCUAAACAUUUGCAGUAAAUGUUUUUCGGCUAUGUUCCACUACAGUGACGACUUCCCGGAAACUUCUUGCGAUCGCUUCGUCUGCUAGUGCUGAUUAUCACGCAUGUGGGCUUUAUGUCACAACAAAACUUAGGUUUAUUGGUCAUUGAAAUACUAUGGCAAUUCCUAGACUGUUUCGGUUCUUGGCUGCGAUAACAUUGUUCCUAUCGGUAUGGUUAUCCUAUAUGACAGGCAUCAUUCCCAUACGCCUUUCACAAAGCUUCAGUGAAGUUGUCACUAUACUGCCAUUGUAUCUACUGAUAUCAUUUGCUUGCUUUUCACUUGCUGUGGUGGGCUACCGAGUAGCUACAUUCAAUGAUUGUGUUGAGGCAUCAGCUGAGCUGAGGAGGCAAAUGGAAGAAGCCAAAGCGGAUUUGAGGAAGAAGGGAUUUAAAUAUGCCAAUGAAUGGAGCUGACUUCCAGCAUAUCACAUGCUGCUGACCAUCAGAUAACAUUUGUGUUCAUUGUGCACCCUUUCCAUCAUGAUAUAAAAUAGUAAAGACAUUGAGCAAGUCAUCAAUUGAAAUCUUGUAAUCAUUUAUUAUAAUUUGGAGCACUUGUCUAGCAGUAAUAAAAUAUGCCUAGCUGCUUA